AAAAAAGAACAAAAAAGAAGUGAAGAGAGAAAGCAACUUUUAAUCUGAUUGUGUGAGAGAGGAUGAUCAUUUCAUAGGAGUGACUGAGUGAGACCCAAAAAAAGAGCAGAAGCAGUCAGAAGAUUCAAUAAUUCCUCUCAAAUUCACCUCUCUUUCAUUUCAGAGACUAUUUAAUUUCUCUACGCUAACACAUCGAUAAUCUCUGAAAUCCUCAUUACCUAUUCUUCUCCUUCGCUUAAGCUUUGGCAGUACGUGAUCAUUCUCUCUCUCUCUCUCUCUCCAUGGAAGCUACUGAGUUAUGAUCCUAAUUACUCCCACCGGAUCUGACUAGGUCUUUAAUUAUGCUAAGAAACAAACCUAGAGCAGCAGCAGUAUCUCUAAUGGCUGAUCAAACCCCAUCUUCAACAACUAACACCAACCACUCUUCAAAAACUCUCUUCACCUUUACCUCUCCAAAGUUUAGGUUUUUGUCUUCAAAGAUCACUCCUUUCGACGCCGAUUUCUCCCUCAUCAGCCCGACCUCGAUCCUCGAAGCUAACCCAUCAAUCUUCUCCUCCAAAACCCCUAAACCCACUUCCUAUUUCGAGCCCACUACCCCUAAACCCCAAAGGUUUCACCCACCAGACGCCUUUGGACUCGCCGAUCUCGUCGAAAACAGCAGAGACAGUAACACUAACAGUCACCGCUCGAGAAAACCUGUCAACAAGAUGGUUCUUUUCGGGUCAAAGCUCAGAGUCCAGAUCCCAUCGGCCGAUUUUGGAACUAAAACUGGCAUAAGAUUUCCCGGUCAUGGUCAUCAUGGUCAUGGUCAUGGUGGACAGGGACAACUCAGCCCUUGCGUCCAAACAAAGGUCUUAGCCAUGAGCGAGAUUGACCAGACGGAAGACUACACGCGCGUCAUAUCUCACGGUCCCAACCCAACCAUUACUCAUAUCUUCGACAACUCUGUAUUUGUGGAAGCGACUCCUUGCUCUGUUCCUUUGCCACCACCAGCCAUAAAGACCGAGAAAACUGACAGCUUUCUAAGCUUUUGCUACACCUGCAACAAGAAUCUUGACCACAAACAGGAUAUCUAUAUAUACAGAGGAGAGAAAGGGUUUUGCAGCAGCGAUUGCAGGUACCAGGAGAUGCUUCUUGAUCAAUUUGAGAGCUAGCAACGCCCUUUCUCCAUCUCCUUCUAAUAUUGGUUUCGUCUUUAUUUUUGUCACAAAAAUCUACUUUGGUAUUAGUAUUGUUUUCUUUUGUAUUAUUAGUUCAGUUCUCUUUUACUUCCUCCUCUUAUUUUUUCCUUUUCCCCUUUGUAUGAAAGAUAGACAAAGAGAGAGUUGAUAGAUAAUAACUUCUUCUUCCUUUUUUUUUUGGUGUGUGUGUUAUGAGAGACCCGGAGAGCUGAAAAAUAUCAUAAAUAUGCAGAAUACAAGGUCUGUACAAAAAAAAAGCAUCAAUCUAU
Eutrema salsugineum is the source of this 1450-nucleotide messenger RNA. Its product is annotated as protein MARD1. The transcript has 2 exons. The record is from RefSeq and is a predicted model, not a curated record. Bases 342 to 1154 code for a protein of 270 amino acids. Lineage: Eukaryota; Viridiplantae; Streptophyta; Magnoliopsida; Brassicales; Brassicaceae.